This is a messenger RNA of Saccoglossus kowalevskii, 1542 nucleotides long. RefSeq lists its product as uncharacterized. Gene Ontology annotation, biological process: regulation of transcription by RNA polymerase II. NCBI's taxonomy places the organism in Eukaryota, Metazoa, Hemichordata, Enteropneusta, Harrimaniidae. The record is from RefSeq and is a predicted model, not a curated record. Gene Ontology annotation, molecular function: RNA polymerase II cis-regulatory region sequence-specific DNA binding; DNA-binding transcription factor activity.
AUUGAAUGCGUCUGUUUCAGUCAGCUGGCGUGUGAAAAGAGCAAUAUUUUCCCUGUAAAGUAAGCGAUAUCAUCAUCAGUGAUUCUACUUCUAUAUGUAUUGGAUUUACAGUCACUGUUCAAGAUGUACUUGUACUAGGUUAAUAAGAGUCUGCCUUGGUGUAGUAUAUAUCCGAGUCUCUGCAGGAUGCACCCAUCUGACAAGUCUGAUGUGAUUAACUCACCAACCAAGUCUCUUGCAGAUGCACCAUUUCUAUACUCUUAUUUGGGAACACCGAUCACUGAUCAUGAUCAACAGUCAUCCGGAUUUGACUGGAGGACGUAUACCGGAAGAAAUCCUCAUCAACAUUACACUAAUAAUGCUAGUAAAAACAAAAGAAGUCAACGUAAACAACUCGUACCACCUCGUCCUAUUGAACCAAGUAUUGACUGUGCUCCAGUAAUUAAAACGUAUGUCCGUCGAACGGCUAAGAAAAGUCCCAAAAAACAUCCAUGUAUGCAAUGUGAUAAAACAUUUGCCUCAAGAUGUCAUUUAGAAAACCACACAAGAACACAUACAGGUGAGAAGCCAUAUCUAUGCGAGUAUGGGGACUGUGCAAAAAGGUUUGUACAACAGGCUCACCUGAAUUACCAUAUGAUGACUCACUCUAGGGAGAAACCAUUUGCGUGUCCGGACUGCGGGAAGAAGUUUCCCAGACAAGAUAACUUGAAAUAUCAUUCUUGGACACACAUGCAAGAUAAAUCCCACAAUUGCCAGCAGUGCGGGAAAGACUUUGCUCACAAGCGACAACUGUACAACCAUCUGAAGACGCACCGAGAAGUGAAGCCGUUCAAGUGUGGAGAGUGUGGGAAAAGAUUUUCACAGAAAUGCCACAUGGACUGCCACAUGACCAUCCAUACUGGCGAAAAACCAUACCAGUGUAUAGAGUGUGGACGGUGCUUUGCUGUUACAUAUCGUUUAAAGAAUCAUAUGAGAAUACAUACAGGAGAGAAACCAUACCAGUGCACAGACUGCGGGAAAUGUUUUGUUCACAGCAGCGAUCUCUCUCACCAUAAGAAGACGCAUACUGGUGAGAAACCACACAAAUGUACAGUGUGCGAGAAAGGUUUCUCACGAAAGACAUCUUUAACCGAACACCUGAGGGUGCACACUGGUGAAAAACCAUACCUUUGUGAGGUUUGCAAUAAGCGCUUCUCAUACAAACAGAAUCAGCGUAGCCAUAUAGCACGAAUGCAUGCGAACAAGAUACUGUGGAAUUGUUCACAGUGUACGCUAAGCUUUGAAAUUCUAACUGACUUGGAAGAACACAAGAAAAGCCAUGCAAACGUAAAAAUGCAUGAUUUACACGUACAGAGUGAGUUGUCUCUCAUACCAGAGUUGAUAUUUUUAUUUCCCAGCUUCAGAAAUCAACACUUUGGUAAACCAUCACAAGAUUACUAUGAACAAUAUAUGCUGGACAAAGUUGGUGUCAUUAGGAAAAUAGCACAACGUGUCGCAGAAAUGCAUAAAGAGGAAGUCUUCCGAGUUGAUCACUUCUUUUAA